Botrytis deweyae is the source of this 678-nucleotide messenger RNA. RefSeq lists its product as uncharacterized. The record is from RefSeq and is a predicted model, not a curated record. NCBI's taxonomy places the organism in Eukaryota, Fungi, Ascomycota, Leotiomycetes, Helotiales, Sclerotiniaceae. The coding region runs from base 1 to 678 and encodes 225 amino acids. The transcript has a single exon.
AUGUCGUACAACAACUACCGUCACCAGGAUAACCGCCAUCGGCUCCAAGAUUUCACUCCUCGGGCGUCACAACCUCCUACAACUUCCUAUAUUUCUCCUUCAUAUAGGCAGCAUACACCCCGAUAUGCUACCACAGCGCCACAGAGCGACGUACCUUCGCGGUGGUCAGAUACAAAUUCCACAACGAACUUGUCUGAAACAACAUCUCUAACAGAAUCAGAGAAAGAGAGGCUGGUUCAUGAAGAAACAGAGGGAGAUCGUCGACGUUAUGAGCAAUGGAAGAAAUGGGCACGUGAACGGAAAGAAGAAUAUUGGAAGGAAUGGGCACGUGAACAGGAAAGGGAAGAUAGGUUAAAAAGUGCAGCUGCGAACGCUCGUAGACAGGAGAGGAGGUAUAGACUCCAGGUACUGGAAAGACAGAUACGCGAAUAUGAGGAUUUGAUAUUGGAAGCUGAUAGAAAGAGGAAGGAAGCUGAUGGACAAAGAAGGGAAGCUGACAGACGGGCGAUGUUACGCACAAGUUCCUCAGACAACAAUCACUCGAGAAGUGAACGAGCCACUAGAUACGCGGUGGGAACAUCAGAUCGACGACUUCUCUACACGCAUUUGUCUGAUGAAGCGCUCAUCGGCAUUGCAAAAGAAUGCGAGAAGAGAAGUGAGCGCAGCUGGAGACACUAG